This is a messenger RNA of Rhizophagus irregularis DAOM 181602=DAOM 197198, 174 nucleotides long. The record is from RefSeq and is a predicted model, not a curated record. Lineage: Eukaryota; Fungi; Glomeromycota; Glomeromycetes; Glomerales; Glomeraceae.
AUGGGCCAAUGUAUUGGUAAAGUUUUGUGUAAUACCAAAGAACCUGAAGUUUCCAGUAAUAUUGAAGAAUUUGAAGAAAGUGGCACUGAAGAAUUUGAAAGAAGUAGCAUUGAGAAAUUUGAAGAAAGUGGCACUGGAGAAUCUAAAGGUAUAUCAAACAAGCUGAAAUAUUAA